AAUCCGAGUCCAUAGAUGCAGAUCCGAGUGACGGACUCUCGAAGAGCGAGGCGAGGUACAGCAGCACUAGCAGUCUGAGCAGCGCUGCAACGGCCAGCUCACCCCAAACCAUCCAAACCUCGAACACGGUGAAGUUAAUAAGCUCGAACAACAGAAACAGUCAGUCUUCUCCAACUUCUUCGAUCACAAGUGCAUCGACGAAUGUCACAGCUAGCUCGCAGACUCACAUUAUUAAACAAGUCUCGAGUAACAACAGCAGACCGCGAAUCGUUAGGAGUAGCUGCAGUCCGACUUUUAGACCCAUUGUUCCGAGCACAAUGGCCGAUAAGAUCACCAUUACCACUUCCAAUGCGAUGACAGUAAUGCGACCGCAAACUCCACAACAGUUCUCGCCACUGCAACAGCAGCAACAGCAACAUCAGUUAAUUUCACAACAACAGCCGGUCUCAGUCACACAACAGCAACUGCAUCUUCCGAUAAACACGCAAGUGAUAAGUACGUCUCCGAGUCUGGCAACCUUCAUGCCGACGCAUUUCGGACAGCAGCUGCGAGUGAUACCUGCUGACGCGCGUCCAUUAAUAGUGCAGUCGAACGGCACGAUAGCCACGUCAUCGGCUAAUGGUGAACAAAAGUCAUUGCUGUUGGUGGCUUCGAAUACUUCUAGCAACGAGAAUCGUGUCACACUUUUACAGUCAACCUUAACUUACGCCAACAACGAAGGCCGCCCCUUGUUACUCACCACUCAUGCGCCCGCCAUAAGUGUCACUACUGCCCAAACGAGAAUCCGAACGAUCGAAGCUACGCAAGCCACUUCAAAAAGGAUUGGUGGCGUGGCGUUGGUCGGAGGUGCGGGUCCCGAACUUGCGAGGUUGCCAGGAGGAGCGGAACUGAACAUUCUACCAGCUAAUGGCAUUUUUCGAUCAGUGAAAGCACCUGUGACCGGUGUAACGCUGAGCCAUGCGGGUGUCUCGCUACAACCAACAAAGCCCACGACCGCGACCCAUACAACGACUCUCGUUCAGCAAACGACGUCGAGCAACAAUGGCUCAAUAGCUCCUCCGUCCUCAGGACAACAAGCUGCCCAACAACAUCACGAAGGUAUUCAAGCAAAUUGUCAUUUGGUAACAACGCAAUCGGGACAUCAGCAACUCGCAAGCCUGACGCCGGUCAUUGGUCCUACAAUGACUGUACUGUCGCAAGGUAGCAACAGUCAGGUUAUCCUUACGCCAGCAGGUCCGCUAACCGGUAAGGUAAUCGGUACGCCAAUUAUCAAAGCUGGGCAGCUCAUGAGUGCUCAAUAUCUCACCGGCGUCGGUAAACUGGGUAAUCCGAACGUGGUAAUAGUUAAUCCAAAUCAUCAGCAACACCCAGCACCAGCGUCGGUCCAACAGUCGAAUAAUGGACCAACGAGUAAUGGUGAUAGCAACGUUAUCGCGAGCACACGGUCGCCUGCGUAAACAAUCAUUGUUAGAACUGUCGAUGCAGUCGAAAAUCAUCAUCAUGCUCCUUGGAGCAUCGGAGCGUCUCUAAUUGCAUAAUGAAAUACCGAAAUAAUUUUAAGAGGCGUGGAUAACUCGUGAUAAAGCGCGUAAUCGAAAAUGAUAAAAUGUUUAUUUUGCAGAGCAUUGGGUGGCCUUACAAAGGUUUCUUAGAAGAAAAAGAAGCAAAAUAAUCUGAGUAACAGCUUGAAUGUUAUUUUUUAUUGAAAUAAAAUUUUGGAAACUCAACAGGAUUACUUUAAUAAAUUCUGAAUUAAUGUUCAUUUGUGACUGUUAAUUGUGCAAACUUAACUAUUCACACACCUAGGGUGGUUAAGUAAAGAAUAAUCCAGAUCUCGUAUGUAUUGUCACCCGAGGCCAAGCCGAGAUCUGAGCAUUCUUUACUUCCACCCGUGGUAUCCAAGAGCUAGAGGGGUUCCCAUAGAAACAUGGGGCCCACCAAAGCUUAUUAAUUUAAUGUAUGUUAAUCUACUGAGCACGAUGAACGUAAUUUUUUCCCUAAAUAUUACAAAUGCAGUUUUCUCAUUUUAAACUGUUAAUUUGAAAAAAUGAAUAUUUUAUAAUAUGCUUAUAGUUUGGAAAAUUUACUGAAAAACUUAUUUCGAGCUUUAUCGCCUUACAGAUAAGAUAAACCUUAUUUACGCAUGCA
Messenger RNA from Copidosoma floridanum, 2148 nucleotides. RefSeq lists its product as uncharacterized. Gene Ontology annotation, molecular function: DNA-binding transcription factor activity, RNA polymerase II-specific; protein dimerization activity; RNA polymerase II cis-regulatory region sequence-specific DNA binding. The record is from RefSeq and is a predicted model, not a curated record. Gene Ontology annotation, biological process: regulation of transcription by RNA polymerase II. Lineage: Eukaryota; Metazoa; Arthropoda; Insecta; Hymenoptera; Encyrtidae.